AAUGCACGUUAGGUAAACUGUUUGACGGAUCACGUCGUUAACAUUUGACUCCUAAUGCUUGUAAUAAUAUUAUUUAAUAUUAUUAUAUUAUAAUAUGUUAGAUUUGCACAUUGAACAAUGUAAUUAUCUAAUGUAAAUAGAUAUAUAUAUAUAUAGAAAUUAUUCUUUAUUAUCGGAUAUUAUUAAAUGGUUUUAUGAUAUUUAAUAUUUGUACGAUUUAAAAUUUUAAUAUAUAUAUAUAUAUAUCGAUUCAGAUACGAUACUACUUGUGUAUUUAUUGGUUAUAAGCUUGCUAUAUUGCAAGCUUGGAUAUAAUAUUCUAGUGUUAUCCUUAUCGAGAACGAUAAAAGAGUGAAAGACGAAGAUAAAUUGAAAGUCAAAGCGUUUGAAGAAACUUUAUGAUGUAUUGUUUCGGGAAAGUUCUUCUUAAACAUGUGUCCCUGAUAAAUACUGAAGCAUACGAUAUGAUUUAAAGAUUCGAGUUAAAUUUUUCUCGUCCACGAUGCAAUUGAAAUUUCAUAUUUAUCGUUUUUUGAUCAAGGAAGGAGGCGCACGAUGAACCAAAAUGAAGUUGGAUUCAUAAAUAGGUUACAAUAUACAUAUGUCGACCUAAUCAAAAUUUGCAAAUUGACAGUAUGUAACAAAAAUAAAACGAUGACAUUUAUAAAUUCCAAUGUAUAAAAAUAAGUUCUUUUUGAAUUUUAAUGACGAAUAAGUAAGCUAGAAACAUGAGCGAGGAAUUAGCACCCGACCCAACCCUUGAAGAAAUAUAUACAUGGAUCGAGCAAAUACAAUUUUCAAAACCAAAGAAAAAUCUUGCUCGAGAUUUUUCCGACGGUGUUUUUAUGGCUGAAUUGUUAAAACGUUACUAUCCUAAACACAUCGAUAUACAUAAUUACGUUCCUGGAAAUAGCGUUGCAAAAAAAAUAGAUAACUGGUGUACACUAAAUCGGAAGGUACUUUCGAAGCUUGAUAUUAAAAUAGGAAAAGAUAUAAUCAAUAAAUUGGCAAAUUCGCAACCUGGUAUUAUUGAAAAAGUUUUAAUCGAAUUGCGAACUAAAAUUUUAAAAGAUUGUAACGCGGAAAGGAAUACUUUAUAUUCUGAAUAUCAGGAAAACGAAAAAACAGAAGUUGUUAAGUCAGUGCUCAAUACUGAAGAAGUAGCGAAUAAAACUGUUCCACGUCAUGUUUUCGUUCGAUUAAAACAGGAAUUAGAAGAAAAAAAUGAAAUGAUAAAAAUGCUUCAUCAAAAGGUAUCUCAUCUCGAGUCUUUGAUAAAACUGAAAGAUCAAAGAAUUACAGAUCUUACUUCACAAAUAAUAAAACCCGUAGAACAAAAUACACCAAGAUCUGUGAAUUUAAGUUCCACAUCUAAUGUAGUUUCAAAACUUCGAACGAAAAUUAUAUAGAUAAUUAGAAUUUUUGAAAGUUGAAACAAAUGUUUUGAAAAUAUUUUAAA
Molecule: messenger RNA, 1459 nt
Organism: Apis cerana (Asiatic honeybee)
Lineage: Eukaryota; Metazoa; Arthropoda; Insecta; Hymenoptera; Apidae
Product: sperm flagellar protein 1
Biological process (GO): regulation of cytoskeleton organization
Cellular component (GO): axoneme
Molecular function (GO): microtubule binding
Source: RefSeq, a predicted model, not a curated record